This is a messenger RNA of Clunio marinus, 180 nucleotides long. The record is from the annotation of a GenBank genome assembly. Lineage: Eukaryota; Metazoa; Arthropoda; Insecta; Diptera; Chironomidae.
AUGAAACAAUGGCAAGGAAAAGCUGUUGAUCAGCCACAAAAUCAAAUCAACAAGUGUCAACAAAGAGGCACAAAUCGACAUAUUUUCCCCUUGAUACAAAGAGAGAAAAAGAAAGUUUCUUCCGCGGUGAAGAAAAGUUUUGAGAUAUUGCCAGCAAAUCACAGUUUAUUAAAAUCAUAA